GUCGUCAAAAGCUGCUGCUUUUGCUGGUGAUGGACAGUGUCCCAGGGGGCUAUGACCUGGGGACAAAAGGCAUGGGCGCGCGCAAGUGUCGAGUAGAGAAUGAGAGUUGGUCGCGUAGGGGAGAGGCGCGACGGGGUGCGGGAGAUAGGUUGUGGAUUGAAAGGAGAAGAAGGCAAGAGUGAAGAGUGAAGAGUGGGGAAUUGAGAAGAGCGUCAAAGAGACCAAGUGGAUGAGAAUGACGCUCUGUUGGGAGUUGUCGAGGACGAUGCGCGCGAUGUGGGGCGCGAAGGAGGCGGGGGGGGCCCGGGGGGAAAAGGAGGGGGAAGGGAGGGCAGGGGUUCUCGUGGUCUUUGCGCUGAAUGUAUCGAUCUUGACGAUCCUUGAGGACCUCAGCGAGCCUGGUCCGGGCGACACCGGCGACGAGGGGCGCAAAGCAGCCGGCAAGAUGCGGCCGGUUGCGUUAGUCGGGGUGUGCGUAAGAAGAUCGUGUGGGUCGAGUGGCGCGAAUGGGACACUGCGGCGAGGACGACGACGACGACGACGACAAGGACGCGCGGGAGAACGCGAAGAGUGUCGGAAUCGCAGGUCGCACGGAGAGUGGACGUGUGUGUGUGUACUAGGGGAAGUAAGACUCUGGUCGGGCGCAAGUGGAUGGAAUGUAGCGUGUAGGCGGUGGUUUGCGGAGCCUGUUCACGGUUCGCGGUCGCGGUUCGCGCUAGUCGGGCUUGGAGGAUGGUUUAGAGGUUGGCGAGUUCGCGGAGACGGGAUAGGUGUUAUGUGCUAACCGAGGAUGGAUGAGGCGAGGCAGCGAGUCGUGGGAGAGAGGGAGUUGAAGGGCGGAUGGACGCGAAGGCGCGUGCGGAUGUGGGGAGGGGCGUGUGGGGGGGUGCACAGGCUGUAGGCUGAAGGCUGGAGGCUGAAGGCUGAAGGCUGAAGGCUGCAAGGAGGCUUUAUGAAGAUGGAGGAUGGUUGCGACGAGUAAAGAGAAAAGAGAGAAAGAGAGAAAGAGAGAAAGAGGACGAGGACGAGGACGAGAGUGGCCAAACACAAUCUCCUCGUCUACUACGAUGGGGCGAUAGGAUAAGUGGGGGGGAUU
Cutaneotrichosporon oleaginosum is the source of this 1096-nucleotide messenger RNA. RefSeq lists its product as uncharacterized. NCBI's taxonomy places the organism in Eukaryota, Fungi, Basidiomycota, Tremellomycetes, Trichosporonales, Trichosporonaceae. The record is from RefSeq and is a predicted model, not a curated record.